CUGGGGCCAGAGAAGCGACGAUGGAGGGAGAGACAUACACAUCCACAAUCGGCAGCUAUUAAUUACACAGAGAGCUCCUAGCUUGCCAGCUUGAUUAAGCAAAGGAGUGACGUCGUACUGCACUGCGCAGCCAUGGCGACUCUGGAGACGUGGGUAGGGUUCGGGUCGGCCAUGGCCGGCGUGGGCUUGCUUUGGUCCCGGAUGCCGGAGCACGUCCACGAGGAGGCUAGGUACAUCAUCAGUAGCGUGGUCCCCAUGGUUAUGUCCUACUUCAACCCCUACGAGCAGAUCACCGUGUCCGAGUACGGCGAGGAGCGGUUCCGGCGGAACAAGAUGUUCGACGCCGUCUCCACCUACCUGAGGAGCGCGUGCCUGGGCAGCGCAACCAAGCUCAAGGCCAAGCUCGGCAACAACAUCGGGGAUGACCCGCUUGUGAUUCUAGACGAGAACCAGGAGGUCGUCGACUGCUUGGAUGGUGCUCGCAUGUGGUGGAGGCUGUACCCCAAGGCCUCCAAGAACACAGGGAGCACCAUCAUCAGCAUGUUCCCCGGGGACACGGACGAGCCGCGGUGCUACAGGCUGGUGUUCCACAAGCGCCACCGCCAGCUCGUGCUCAAGACCUACCUGCCCGGCAUCAUCCGGCGGUGGCGCGAGCUAACCGCCAAGGACCGGCAGAGGCUGCUGUUCACCAACCACUCCAAACAAGGGGAGAUCAGCAUGUGGACCAGUGUCCCGUACAAUCCCCCGUCGACGUUCGACAUGCUCGCCAUGGACCAUGCCAAGAAGGUUGAGAUUAUGGACGAUCUCAGGGCGUUCCAGAAGGGGAAGGAAUACCACUCCAAGGUCGGCAAGGCGUGGAAGCGGGGCUACCUUCUGUAUGGGCCACCGGGCACUGGCAAGACCACUAUGAUUGGGGCUAUGGCCAAUUUCCUCGACUACGACGUCUACGACCUCGACCUAACAUCUGUCAAGGAUAACGCCGAGCUGCGGAAGCUCUUCCUCGAUACGACGGACAAAUCCAUCAUCGUUAUCGAGGACAUCGACGCCAUCGAGGUCGAGCUCACUACCAAGCGCAAGGGCAAGAAGAUGGACAACAGCGACGAAGUCGACAACAACCAUGUGCUGGUCGAGCUUUCCAACAAGACUGAUGAUAAAAGCAAAGUGACGCUGUCAGGCCUACUCAGCUUCGUCGAUGGGCUGUGGUCGGCGUGCGGCAGCGAGAGGGUGUUCGUGUUCACAACGAACCACGUUGACAGGCUCGACCCGGCGCUGAUUCGGCCGGGGAGGAUGGACAAGCACAUCGAGAUGUCCUACUGCCGCCUCGAUGCCUUUAAGGUGCUGGCCAAGAGCUACCUGGACAUCACCGAGCACUCGCUUUUUGGUGAAAUCGGGAGACUGCUCGACGAGACCGACACGACUCCGGCAGAUGUUGCCGAUAACCUCAUGCCGCGGGGUAAGAGGAACGGUGAAAUCAGUCGACUGAUCGAUGAGAUCGACGCACCGGCAGACGUGGCCGGUAAUCACAUGCUACGGUGCAAGAGGAAGAGAGACGCGGACGAGUGCCUGGCAGGUUUAGUGGAAACACUGAAGAAGGCCAAGAUGGAAUCAGCAACACCUCCUAUGGACACAAUCGAGGAAGAGGCCAACAAAGAGGAACAAACCUAACACAGAAGAAAGCUAGACAGGGGCUGAUACAUGAUGAGGGCUGCUACUUCUUGGCCUCCUCGGUUUGCGUGUCCUAUUUUACCUGACUUCCGUGUAAUGGUGCGUACGGGUUUAUUAGUCACUUAAGCUAGCAUAAGCCAUACCAUAAAAUGGCAAAAUAUAUAAAAAUAGUGGUGUAUUACGACUUAUGUUCUGGAUCUAUUAUUUCACGCUCCAUAAUUCGUCUGGUCAACCUUGUAAAUUCUGAUAAUUAUAUGUUUAUAUAUAUGUGUGGAGAUUAUGGAUAUCCCAUAUCUA
This is a messenger RNA of Oryza sativa Japonica Group (Japanese rice), 1962 nucleotides long. Its product is annotated as AAA-ATPase At3g28580. Gene Ontology annotation, molecular function: ATP hydrolysis activity; ATP binding. NCBI's taxonomy places the organism in Eukaryota, Viridiplantae, Streptophyta, Magnoliopsida, Poales, Poaceae. The record is from RefSeq and is a predicted model, not a curated record.